Messenger RNA from Anopheles nili, 3942 nucleotides. Its product is annotated as chaoptin. Gene Ontology annotation, molecular function: protein binding. The record is from RefSeq and is a predicted model, not a curated record. The coding region runs from base 1 to 3942 and encodes 1313 amino acids. Lineage: Eukaryota; Metazoa; Arthropoda; Insecta; Diptera; Culicidae. The transcript is spliced from 5 exons.
AUGGGUCCCGCUACCGUUCGCUCCAUCGUAGACGUUGUCAGCAUCCUGCUGCUGGCACUCGUGCAAACCGGGACGCUGGGCUGGAAGCUGGACAACCGGAACAUCCUGUACACUAAUCAGGACAUCUCGUACGAGUGCCCCAUCAACACGAUGUGCCGGUGCGCGAGUUUACCCAACGAAACCGCACUCCUAGAGAUCAAUUGCAACGAGGUGUCGCUCUACAAAUUUCCCGAGUUUCUCCACGGGACGAUAAAGCACAUCGACAUGUCACGCACCUUCAUCCACAACGUGGACGACGAAACGUUCCAAGGGCUGCGGCUGGAGUCGCUCAAGCUGGUGGAUAACAAAAUACAGGAUAUUUCGGAAAAGAGCUUCAACUUUAUGCAGCACUCGCUGGUGUCGCUGGACCUGUCCGACAAUCAGCUACAGGGGUUGCCGCUGGAUUCGCUAAAAAAUGUCCACACCCUAAGCCGAUUAGUGGCUCAGAGAAACAACAUCCACCAUCUGGACGGAAAUUGGGGCGGACUUGCGGAUUCCCUGCGCAGCCUGCAUAUCUCCGGUAACUCCAUUUCGGAGGUAUCGUUCUACACGCACGAUGAAAAGCGUCAGAACCAUACGGCGCCCAACUCGCAGGCAUCCAUAAUCAACGCAAAACAAUUUGCGCAACACCCGGCCGUGGGUGGGCAGCCGGCCAGUGUUGCCAGCAGCCCACAGCAACCGGGCGUCAAACCGUUCGCGAAGCUGAAAAAGCUCGUCUGGUUGGACAUCAGCUCGAACCGGAUCGCGCACAUCAGCCCGAACACGUUCCCAAAGUCGCUGGUUACGAUCGAUCUGUCGAAGAACAUUCUCUCCCAGUUCCCGACGGCGUUUCUCGAGCAUCUGCACGAUCUGCGCGUUCUGUCGCUGAAGGAUAACCUGAUAGUGCGGCUUGAUGGAAGUCCGGAACUGCCCGGACCGGUGCGCAUCCGGUUGGAAAAGCUUGAUCUCAGCCUGAACCUCAUCGAGGAGCUUCCACCGCAGCUGUUCAAUGGCAGCGUGCGCAUAAAGGCGAUGAACUUCGACAAGAACUUUAUCCGACACCUCACGGCCGAUGCGUUUCACGGGUUGAACAUUGUGCACAUGGUGUUGGCGUUCAACUUUAUCGAGUCGGUUGAUGAGGCGGCGUUUGCCACGCUCGAGGGUAGCCUCGAGUACUUAGAUCUCGAGCGGAACAUGCUGACGAUGGUGCCGACGGCUAUCGGCAGUCUGAGUAGGUUACGUUACCUCUAUCUAACGUCAAACGAGCUGACAAACAUUCCGGAUCAACCGGCAGGAUUGCUACCGGUCACGCUGAAGGUUCUGUCGCUGAGUGGCAACAACUUCACGGCGAUCCCUGUCGAGAGCUUGGCGAACUGCACCGAGCUGUCGUACCUGAACAUGGGCUACAACAAGAUCGCCGAAAUCGAGGAAAACACCUUCGCAGGAUGGGGAGCUAAUCUGCAGACGCUGCUGCUGCGAAACAACAAGCUGACCAGUCUAAACUAUGGGGCGUUGAAUGGGCUAGACACGAUCAAGGAGAUCAGUCUCAGUUUCAACGACAUCCACUUCGUGCAUCCGGAUGUGUUUGACAACGUGUCCGCUACGUUGAAGAUCCUCGAGCUGUCGUUCGGGAUUUACCGCGAGGAGUACCCUGGUGAGGCGUUGGCCGUUUUGACGGAGUUGAUGUGGUUGGGGUUGGACAACAACAAUCUUAAAACGUUGCCUGAUGGGGCGCUGUCUACGCUUGGUCAGUUGACGUACGUCAAUCUGGCGUUCAAUCGCAUCGUCGCGAUCUCGCGAUCGCUGUUCCGUGCCGAAGCUCACCGCAACCUGGUCGAGAUUGAUCUGUCGUUCAACCAGCUGGAGGAUCUGCCGAGUGCGACGUUUGACAGCCUUGAGCUGAUACAGAUCAUCAACCUGUCGUCGAACAAAAUACGAUCGAUCCAGAAGAACGCCUUUCACGAUCUGCCGUACCUGACGUACGUGGACCUGUCGUACAACGCGCUGCAGAACGUGAGUGAGGGUGCGUUCAGCUUCCUGCCCGGGCUGCUGAGUGUGGACAUGAUGCACAACGAGCUGUACACGCUGUCGUUGAAGGUGUUCCGGCAAGUUUCGAAUGCCACCACACCGAUGCGGCUCAACAUUAGCAAUAACGCGAUCGAGUUCCUGGAUGGGGAUGUCAACUCGCUGUUGUAUGUGUAUUCGCUGGAUGCGAGCUACAAUCAGCUGCAGGACACGACAGUUUUUCGAGCGCUCGCGAUAUCGCUGCGGAUCCUUUAUCUGAACUGGAACAACUUUACUACGUUGGGAAACCACGCGUUCGGGGACCUGCAGAUACUGGAGAUCCUGAAUCUGGCGCACAACAACAUCAGCUCGCUGAGGCGACGCAGUUUCGCUGGGCUGACAAACCUGCAGGAGUUUGACCUGAGCCACAACCGCAUCGAGGGCUUGCAGAUCGAGCAGUUUUCCCCGCUGAAAAAGCUGCGUCUGCUGCGACUGAACAACAACCGAUUGAGGGCCAUUCCUCGAGAUACGUUCCUGAACACACGCAUCGAGUACCUGGAUCUAUCGCACAACCAGUUCAUGGCGUGGCAAGCGACGGCUUUCGCUGACAUCGGGUUUACGUUGCGCUCGAUCCAGUUCGACAACAACCUGCUGGAGUUCCUCGAUCCGUACAUGUUCACCAGCACGCAGUUCUUGCUCGAACUGAACCUGGCCGACAACCUGAUCAAGCUGAUCCCGGAUAACGCGUUCGCGAACCUAAACAACCUGACCGUGCUUGACCUGAGCCACAACCAGCUGAUGCCGAUCAACUUCCGCGAGCUUUUCGUGAACGUGCCACGGUUACGUGUGCUACAUCUGAGGUCCACGGGCAUUUACCGGCUUCCGUCCUUGGCACUGCUGCCCCAGCUGGUCACGCUCGACGUCAGCGGCAACAACCUGCAGGACAUCGACACGCAGGAGGAACUGUUCUACCUGCGCGAGCUGCACAUUCAGGAGAACAAGAUCAACAACAUCACGAACCUGCUGCGGAAUCUACCACCGGCUUUGCGCGUGCUGGAUGUGUCUCGAAAUCCGAUCCGCAAGCUGUCGUUUCACGAUUUUGCAUACACGCGCCGCCUCGAAGAGCUGCUCAUCGAGGACAUUAAGAUCGUUAACCCGGACGUGUUCAUUAAGCUGCACAACCUAAAGCGACUGCGAAUCAGCGCGCAACACAAUUUCGGGGAGUUGAUCUCGAAGUUACGCGGCCUACAGGAACUGUACGUGACCGUGUACGAUGAGCACCUUGGGGAUGGGUUGUUCACGUCACGUAUGCACGCCAACACGAAGCUGAACGUGGUCGAGAUCACCGGCCGUCGGUUGAUGUCGAUUUCGAGUAACGCCUUUCAAGGGCUGGCCCGCAACCACGACCUGAGGCUGCGAAUUCACAACACGAUGGUGAACGAUCUGCCGCCGGGCGUGUUUUACGCGCUCAAGUACAUUCCGCGGCUGAGCAUCGACCUGUCGGACAAUCUGCUGGUGGCGCUCGCUCCAGACAGCUUCUAUCCGAAUGCCAGCUCGUGGGAUGCCGUGGGGACGCGUAGCGUGAUAGGCGGUUUGGAUGUGUCGAACAACCCGCUUCAGUGCGAAUGUGGGCUGGUUUGGUUGGGCCACUGGCUACGGCGCUGGUUGCGAGAGACAGCACAGGUCAACCUCAUUCCGAAGGACGAAAUGAAGCAGAUGAUCCGGCGAGCGAAACGGAGUACCUGCACGGAUCCAAUGACCGGAAAGCGAUUGCCGUUCCUGGAGAUCUUCCCCGAGGAUCUUCUGUGCCACGCCAGUGCCCUCAGUAGUUUAGCGUUGAAGUUACGCUUCCGGUUUAUGCUGAUCUGCCUCAACAUGCUGCUCGUCGUGCUGCACAAAUCGCGAACGCUGGUGCUAUAA